Molecule: messenger RNA, 2646 nt
Organism: Syngnathus acus (greater pipefish)
Lineage: Eukaryota; Metazoa; Chordata; Actinopteri; Syngnathiformes; Syngnathidae
Gene: slc2a10
Product: solute carrier family 2 member 10
Exons: 6
Coding region: 731-2275 (514 amino acids)
Biological process (GO): transmembrane transport
Cellular component (GO): membrane
Molecular function (GO): transmembrane transporter activity
Source: RefSeq, a predicted model, not a curated record
UCUUUGCAUAAUCAUUCCAUCGGUCCAACUAUUUACCUUUUGAGUGAUUGCUAUAAGAUCAUGGAACGAACCAACAAGUCUCCGCACCAUGUACAUAUGAGACAAAGACACUGUAAAAUACGUGCAGUUGUGCAAAAUGUUUUCACGAUAUUAAAAAAAGAUAUAUCUUGGCGGUCUUACCGCCUCAAGGCAUGUGAUUUUCACAUGUAGACCACUAUCAGGUCGUGUAAACCCAAGGACUCGUUUGAUUUGAGUCUGCGUAUUGAUUGAAAAGCAAGCAAGCAAGCAAGCAAGCAAGCAAGCAAGCAAGCAAGCAAGCAAGCAAGCAAGCAAGCAAGCAAGCAAGCAAGCAAGCAAGCAGAGUGUCCCUGGAUCUGCCUUGCAUUUUGUUGUGCAUAUCUCAAAAGGACCCAGUAAUUAAAUCACAGCAAUCAACAAGGGGGUUGUCAUGGUGACACUUGAGCGCCACACUCACUCACUGACUGACUGACUGACUGACUGACUGACUGACUGACUGACUGACUGACUGACUGACUGACUGACUGACUGACUCACUCACUCACUCACUCACUCACUCACUCACUCACUCUUGCGGGCUCAUGUGAGCAGGAUUUCCGGGCCAGCCAGCAGCGGCGAUGAUUUCCUAAGGCGUAACUUCAUUUGUUUGAGCGAAAUGUUGCUUUGGACCUAAGAAGCGACAUGGCCGAAGAGCACUUCUAACGGGACAAUAAUGGGUGGCUCCGCCCUCCUGUUUGCCAGCGCCUCGUCCACGCUGGGAGGCCUGGUUUUCGGUUACCAAUUGGCCGUCAUCUCGGGCGCUCUGCUCCAACUCAAGAGCCAGUUUGGACUCAGCUGCAUUCAGCAAGAGCUGCUGGUCAGCUCCUUGUUGGCCGGAGCCCUGCUGGCCUCCCUGCUGGGAGGAAGCUUGAUCGACCGUUACGGCUGCAGGAAAUCCAUCCUGCUCAGCAUCGUCCUCAUGCUGACGGGUACUUUGCUCCUCCUGGUCAGCUCCUACCAAAGCCUUUUGUUGGGUCGCUUGACGGUGGGCUUUGCCAUGUGCCAGUCCUCCAUGUCCUGCUGCAUCUUUGUGUCGGAGAUGGUGAGCCCCGAGCGUCGGGGCCGUUUGGUGACGCUGUACGAAGCCGGCAUUACCGCGGGCGUCCUCUUCGCCUACACCGUCAACUACCUUUUGGUUCAUGUCCAAAGCGGCUGGAAGUGGAUGUUUGCCGUAGCCGCGGUGCCCACCUUGAUUCAACUCGUCUCCGUAUGCGCCCUUCCGUCGCCAGCGUCCCUUCCUUCCCAAACGACUCUUACGGCUGGAGAUGAAGCUCGCUCAAAUGGCAAGAAGGCGCAGUGCGACAUCUCGUACCUUUUCCGGCGCCGAGACAACAUGCGGACCCGCACGGCGCUAGGGCUGGGACUUGUGCUUUUUCAGCAGUUGACGGGACAGCCAAACGUCCUCUUUUACGCCUCGACCAUAUUUCACUCUGCAGGAUUUCACAGCGACAAUUCUGCCGUGCUGGCGACGGUCGGUAUCGGAAUAGUCAAAGUGGCGGCCACGCUGGUCUCCGUGGCGUAUUCCGACAAAUGGGGCAGGAGGCCUUUGCUCAUCGGCGGAUGCUGCGUCAUGGCCUUUUGCCUGAUCUGCGUCGGACUGCUCGGCGCGCAUCCGCUCAACCGUGGGGGGGCGGCGCCGGCGGCACCGGCGAGGCCUUGCGGUUGGGGGCGUUCCGUUGGCAACCACACCGGUCCCCUUCUUCAUCUGCCGGCCGGAAAUGACACAGCGCUUCUCGGUGCACGGCUUCCGGAAACCCAAACGGAAAGAGCCGCUACGGAAUCUUCUCCCAGCGUGGGGGAUCGAGUUCUCAACUGGAUCAUUGUGGUGUGCAUGAUGGCGGCAGUCAGCGCAUACUCCAUUGGAUUUGGACCCAUGACCUGGCUCCUCCUCAGCGAGAUAUUUCCCGCAGCCGUGAGAGGACGAGCCUUCGCGUUCACCAGCUGCUUCAACUGGAGCGCCCACCUUUUGGUGGCUUUCACCUUCCUGGACCUUUUCAAUGCGUUGGGUCUGUCCGGAACCUUUCUUAUGUACGGGAUGAUGUCAGCGGCGGCCGCGCUUUUCUUCUACUUCAUGCUCCCGGAGACCAAAGGCAAGACGCUGGAGGAGAUCGACAGGGAGCUGCGCUUAAACAGAUUUCACCACCGCACUGUGGACUGCUGUGACCUCAUCAGACAAAGAACUUCCCCGUCAGACUACCAAAGAGUUGUCUGUCAAUGAAGCGGUUGAACCGGCAGCUUUUCACAAUACUGUCGUCGCGCACACUGGAAAUGUGUCACAUACUCUGAACAGCAAGAAGCUUUUAUUUGACUAGAGAGGGAUGAUUUAAAAUGAGGGUGCGUGCUAAUGGCAUGGUGAUUGCUUCUUCUAUUUGCUGUUACCUUUUUUCCGACUGUAUGUCAAUUCAUUUAUAUUGAAAUGAAUUUGUGUCAAGGUUAUUGGUAAUGGAUUAGAGAAAAACAUCGAGUAUAUGACUUUAUUUUCACUACAUUUUUAGUAUGUCAAAUUGGAUUACUGUCUGCAUGAUUGUCCUUUAUUGUACUUAUUUCCUAUUUUUUGGAAAACACCUUUCAAAUAAAGUUGCUACCUAC